Messenger RNA from Aspergillus ibericus CBS 121593, 939 nucleotides. RefSeq lists its product as uncharacterized. The transcript has 4 exons. Gene Ontology annotation, molecular function: N-acetyltransferase activity. Gene Ontology annotation, biological process: protein acetylation. The record is from RefSeq and is a predicted model, not a curated record. Bases 142 to 939 code for a protein of 265 amino acids. NCBI's taxonomy places the organism in Eukaryota, Fungi, Ascomycota, Eurotiomycetes, Eurotiales, Aspergillaceae.
CCGCGCAGAAAAGUCACGGCUCUUCAAUUUGGUCUUCUACCACCACAUAUCGCAGUCUAAAGACCAUCUACUCUAAGUAGACCCGUUCCUAUACUUUAAGCACUCCCCAACAAGAUCCCUUCCCACGCCAGGCGUCCCAAAAUGCUCCUCAACGCCAAAACAGCCAUUUCCACCUCCGCGGUGCUCCUAGUCCCAUACUCCAAAUGGCACGUCCCCCGAUACCACGAAUGGAUGCAAGAUGAGGAAAUCCAAGAAGCAACCGCCUCCGAACCCCUCACCAUCGAAGAAGAAUACGCCAUGCAACAAAGCUGGCGCCAAGACCCCGAUAAACUUACCUUCAUCAUCUGUCACCCAGCGCCAAUCCCAUCCCCAGGCCCUAUGCAAACCACAGCCGACACCCCAGACCGCAUGGUCGGCGACAUUAACCUCUUCCUUCGCAUCGACGACGGCGAAGAAGGCGACUCGGAGCCCCAGAUCAUCGGGGAAAUCGAACUCAUGAUCGCGGAGAAGAAUAACCAGCGGAAAGGGUUUGGGAAGGCGGCGCUGAAUACGUUUCUUCGGUAUAUUGUUGAGCGGGAGGGGGAGGUUUUGGAGGAGUUUGUGGGGAGGGAUGAGGGGGCGAGGAGGGCGUUGGAGGGAAAGGGGGAAGGGAAGGGGUUGAGGUUGGAGUGUUUGAGUGUGAAGAUUGGGAAGGAUAAUGAGAGGAGUUUGGCGCUGUUUGAGGGGGCGAUGUUUAGGAGGGUUACCGAUGAGCCGAAUUAUUUUGGGGAGUUUGAGUUGAGGCGUGGGAGGGGGGAUUUGGGGAGGGAGGUGGUGGAGGGGGGGUUGGAGAGGGCGGGGGUGAGGGGGUAUGAGGAGCUCUUGUUUCUCUGUUGGAUGGGUUCGAUUGCUAAGACUCAGCAGGACCUAUCUACAGCCUGGUGGAGGCCGAGCGAUUAA